Cyprinodon variegatus (sheepshead minnow) is the source of this 1077-nucleotide messenger RNA. RefSeq names its product olfactory receptor 24-like. The record is from RefSeq and is a predicted model, not a curated record. The transcript has a single exon. Lineage: Eukaryota; Metazoa; Chordata; Actinopteri; Cyprinodontiformes; Cyprinodontidae. The coding region runs from base 92 to 1045 and encodes 317 amino acids. Gene Ontology annotation, molecular function: G protein-coupled receptor activity. Gene Ontology annotation, biological process: G protein-coupled receptor signaling pathway. Gene Ontology annotation, cellular component: membrane.
CUGAAGGAAGAAAUGCUGUAACAGCUGAAGGGUUUCAGGAAUAUGAACAGUUCCUGUUUCUGUGACACUAUAUUUCUGCUCUCAAUGUGAAAUGUCUGCCGCCUCUCGGUCAAACAGCUCUGCUGCUCUGCAGGAUGGUGAUAUUGUGGAAAGAAUGACCAUCUUCAGUCUGUGCACAGCAUCAGCCGCCGUCUUCCUCUUCAUUAAUGGAACCCUCAUGUUCACUCUGAGGAGCAGAUCAGUUUUCAGAGACACCUGUCGUUAUAUUCUGUUGUAUAACCUUCUGCUGGCAGAUACUGCACAGUUAGCAGUAUGUCAGCUUCUGUUCCUACUGUCUGUUUGCAGAAUUACUCUAACGUAUCCAGUUUGUGGCACGCUGACUGUUUUUGCCAAUCUGACUAAUGUGAGCUCUCCUCUCACGCUGGUGGUGAUGUCUGUGGAGCGCUGCAUCGCCGUGUGCAUGCCUCUGAGACACGCUGCAAUCGUCACCAUCAGAAACACAGGACUGGCACUUCUUCUAGUUUGGACCAUCAGUUCUUUGCAUAACAUGUGUCGUGUUUUUUUGCUCUUAGACUUUCCUUUUGUAGACCUGGAGAGUCUACAGAUGAGAGAUUUGUGCUCCGAUCUCACAAUGCUGCUGGGAUCCAAGUCUAAAGCCUAUGAUAAUGUUUUUAAUGGUUUCCUGUUUGUUUCAGCGGCUCUAGUGAUCAUUUCUUCCUAUAUUGGAGUGAUAAUAGCAGCCAGGUCAGCAUCCACAGGGAAGACUUCAGCCCUGAAGGCUCGCAACACACUGAUGCUGCAUUUGGUGCAGUUAUGCCUUAGUCUGUCCUCCACUAUUUACAACCCUAUGCUCAUAGCGCUUUUGAGGAUUCUUCAAUAUGCAGUGUUUAUACGAUUACAUAAAUUUCUUUAUGUAUUGAUCAUUUUGUUCCCUAGAUGCUUGAGUUCUCUAAUUUAUGGCCUCAGAGAUCAGACAAUCAGGCCUGUUCUUCUGGGCUAUCUAUGCUGCCGACUAAAUCCUAAAAUUGCUGCAGUCAGUGGCUAAAGAGUUUGCUUUUGUUUAGGAUUUAAUCUGUC